AUGUAUGUUCAAAAAACAAAAUGGCGAAUCUCUGAAAGCGUUUGCAGAGUAUUGCUUGGCAGGUUUCUGGUGAUGGAUAAACUGGAGGAAUUGUACAGUUUAGUAUUUAGCAGCAGUUGCUUCAAAGAAGCCUAUCAAAAACGAAUUUUUGAUACGCUGGGGGAUCUAAAUCCUCAUCAAUCUCAAUCAACCAUUGAUAUCGAUCAAGACAAUUCAUUAUUGGUGAUGCUGACUGUGAUUCAGAAACUCUUUCAAGGACUUAAAACAGUCCAUUGUCCAUACUUAAGAAGAAUUGCUGAUGAUCUUGUCGAGGAAAAACUUCUAGUGGACAAACUGUUGGAUUGCCUCGGUCAUAGAAAUCAACAUGUUGUAUUUUCGGCAAGUAAAGCCAUUGUCAUAGUUUUGCAGAUGCUUUCUGAGCAAAUGAUCAAAGUGAACUGGUUUGACAGUCUCAUUAAUUUCAUUUGUUUUGGGAAAGAAAGUGAACAUCCAUGGAGAAAGCUAUACAUUAUGGAAUUAAUUAGAAAAGUUCUCCAAGACUCUAGAAACACUGUUAAUCAGAAGAUUGAAGAUGAAGAUUUUCAACAAGUUGAAAAUCAAGCAUGUUGCCGUGAACAUGGUCAAGAUGUAGUAUAUUCUUGCAUUCCAGGGAGUAAAUUAGCUAAGUUGUUUUUAAGGCACUUUAACUUUCAGCACAUUUUGUUUGCAUUCAUCCCUUUUGUUACCAGACCAAAUGGACUAUAUUCGUUUAUGAAAUCAUACCUCCAUGUUGGUGCCUUGGGGGACUUUGUUACACUUCAGGCAUGUUUGAGAUUUGAAAAAGCAAUUCAUGAUCAAGAAAAAGUUAAAAAAGAUCCUAUCAGUGGAAUCAAAGAAUGUAACUUGAUAGCAUUUUUAAACUGUCUUACAGAGAUUGCAAAAUGUUUGCACAGCAAGUGUUUGCUCAGUUUUCCGUGCCCAGAAUCAACUGAAAACCAUUAUAGUAUGGUAACUGAAUCUGCUGAUGAGUCAGUAGGCAAGACUCAGCCUGAAGAUGGAAAUCAUUUGCAAAUAACAAGUACUACCACACAACUUGGCACUAUUGUGUCAACUUUGAUCCAGUACCUACAUUACCCAAGACUAUCAUCAGUAAUUUUCAAGAAGAUUUUGGAGGUCUCGAAUCAAGUCAUUAUUAUACCUAGCUCUACUUUAUCCAACCAGAAAGGUGGCUGUACAGAUUUCACAAAGAUGAUAAGAACUGCUUCAGUCUCUUAUCUAAGUGUUGUUGAAUGCUGUCUCCUCGACAAAGUACCAAAAUGUUUUGGAAGGACUGGAUUUUGUGGAACCGAAAUAAACAGUUCUGGCCCCUCUAUUGCACUUGAAACUCAAAGAGAGUGCAUAGAUCUUGUUGCACUUCGUAAAGCUGGGCUAAUUCUUAUCAAGUCUGCAUAUAUUGUGUUAAAGAUGGCUCAAAAUCAAGAAGGUAAAAAUAAAAUGUUUCGAUUUUUCUCUAUAGUAUUGAAAAAUAAUAAUACCAGUUACAGUCUACCUCUUUAUCUUGGUGUUUGUAGUAAGGAAAAUUGACUGUACUUGUCUAUAUAUUCAGGGCACCAAAUUAACUUUUUCAGGGGCCACUUGGCAUUUAUGAAUUUUAUCUUUCACAGUGGUGGCCAAUUCUCAUAAGUUGGUUGCCAGGUUCUUUUUAUUUUGUUUUCAAGCUUGAUUAACACCAGUAAAUGCAAAACUUGUCUUUGAUCCACUCUGCUAUAGUUUGUUUUGAACUACUUUUUUUCUAAAAAGCCCCCUUGUUUAUCAGCCCCUCCAUUUGUAAGCCCUUCUACAAUCCGUUACCAAGAUGUAUAUACACCCAAGGCUUACGUAGCAGUGUUUGAUAAAUCAAUACCAUUCGAAAGUAAUGCCUUAAAGAGGGUCCAAUCCAUAAAGCAUUAUUGACAGAACUUAAAUAUCAGGCUCAGGGUUGCCAUAUACUGAGGACACAAACGUAUUUCUGGUCGUUGCUUCUCUCCAGCCAAGAGAAGCAACAACCGGAAAUACGUCUUUGUCCGCAGGCUAUAGGGUUGCUACUCUUAAAAAAAAAAAUGACUGUUCACUGACCUUGCAUUUUACAAUUCUCUUCAGUUUUCUCGCAGGUUAUAGAUAUUCUUUACUUUUUUCCACAGCAUAUGGUGAUGGUUAAAAGAAUUUCCAGACAAAGGAAAUGAUUGUCUUAAAAAGGACUUUUACCCUUUUUUUACUUGACCUUUCACUGACUUUGCCAAGAUCUACGAUUUUCCAUGAUUUUAAAAAACCUUGUUUUUGCUAGAGAUUCCUACCCUGCAAACACAGAUGUAUUUCUGGUCAUCACUUUUUUCCACCCGAAAAUUGGAGAAAAGAGGGUGGAGAGAAGCAACGUCAAGAAAUAAGUCUUUGUUCACAGGAUCAGAGAUUACCACUAGAUAACACAUUCCUAUAACUGAAUUCAGGAGUGAAAAGUUUAACUGAGAUGAUGUUUUUGCAGGAUCAUUGGUAUUUCAGAGGUUGAGUCUUUCUUGUGUCAGUUUGUGGUGUACUCAUCUGCCGAGUGUUGCUCCCAACAUGCUGCCCCUCAAUGACACCAAGCAAAAUUGCAAUCACCAUGAAUUUCAUUCCCUCCUGGUCUCACUCUUUGUCGAUGAAGAUGAUGAACUUGUGGAAAUUCUGUUACUUCUGCUGUUUCUGUACGAAGAGACCAAAAGGUAAUUUUUUUUCCAAAGGUGAAUGUUGCUACAUGUUUAUUUGCUUUAGAGUUCUCAAAUUAAAAAGCUACUUACAGAGAACUUAAAGAAUGAUUGAAAUUUUAAUAUAUUAAUACUUUUUAAUUGGCUGCGAAGCUUGCAGGAAUAAAACAAAAGAAAUCACUUUGAGGCACAGCAAUGAAUAAUACAUGUCUUUUGUAUUAUUCUUUCAAGCCUCAGAGCCAAGUAUGAGUUUUAAUAUACUGAAAUUAGUCUAUUGACUAGCCUUCUGUGGAGGCAGCUCUUAUUGUAAUGGUUACACUGACCGUGAGGAGUCUGAGAAUGAGAAAACGAGAAAAAAAUGAGGAGGAGUUGGUAUCACUGUUACUCCCCAUUCUCUCCCCAUUCUCCCACUCGCUCUCUAAAACAGGACAGUGAAGCUUGUGGAGGAGGCUGUCUAUUGGCCAUAUUUUAAACAAGAGGGGAACUGGUUCAACUUAUGACUGCAAAGGCUCUAGGAAUCGUUUGGAGGGACAGCAAAUACAUCAUGGACAGCCGCCAGCCUCCAGUUAAAGAUGAAAGGUUAUUCUAACUGAAGAAGACAUACAAGUAGUGGCGGAUCCAAACCUUCAGAUAAGGGGGGGGGGGGGUCAUCCAGACCCUGAGGUAAGGGGGGGCAGUCUCAAAAGAAUUUUUUCAGUUUUUUCAUUUUUCAGUUUGAUGUAAAAAUAAGAGGGGUGUGGGCCCCCCAGGGCCCCUCCCCUGGAACUGCCUUUGACAUGUACCUGUUGUAUCAGGGUUUUUAGGAAUUCUCUUGUAGCAAAGAUUUGUUGCAUUUUUUGAAACUAUAAUAAUUGCAGUUUGGAACAUAGUAGUUGUAGCAUGCCUUGUUUGUUGGUCUUCAGGCUGUCUCUCCAAAGGAUCCCAAGAAACUUUGUGGACACAUAUCAUGCCUAGUUUCCCAUUUGUUUAGAACAUGGUGAAUUGGCUACUCUGCAAGCUAAGUACAUUGUCCAUUGGAAAAAUGCGAGAAAGCUUGCAGGUUGGUUGCCAUGCAAGCUAUGCCAUUAUGAGCUAUUAACCAUUCAAAAUAUAUUUCUCCUUUUUAUUACUCACUUGAGGGCUGUGUCACGGGUGGCUAGUAUAUUUUGUUUAUGAUGCCAGUUACCCAUCCUUAUUCGCUGUGGAACUUGAGAAAUUAUUACUUGUGAAUGAUGACCAAAUCACAACUUUGUGUCAGACAAAUAUGUCUCCCAAACAUUAUUUCAAACAUUACAAACAACGAAAAUUAACUUUUAAUAACUGUUAAAGCAAGUUUUUUAAAACCAACGUUGUAAUCUGUUUCUAUUUUCAAGUUUGUCCAUGAGUGACUCCUCUUACAUUUACCAUUUACAUUUUGAGUGGUUAUUUUUAUGUCUCAUGACUCAACUUGUCGGCAGUCCUGGGCCAUAGUUUCCACUGCUUGAAUUUAAUAAAUUUUGUGACACGGCUUCCUUAAACUCCUGGCUAUUUCUUCAUAACCAGCCUGGCACUGACCAAAUUUGGAAGAUAUUUGCCGAUAUGUAUACUAAUAGCAGGGUGCCAAGAAAGUCAGUUUUACUGCUUGCCAUUUAGGCAAACUGCCUAAAACCUGGAAUCUGGAAUCCAGAUGAAGCCCAUGCCAAAAGCUAAAUGACUCUGAAGUUUAGUGAUUAGGGUUAGGAAACUGAGUGAAUCAAGUUUCAGGUCAGUUUGAAGGGAACCAGAUUCACUCAGUUUCCUAACCCUAAUCACUUAACUUCAGAGUCAUUCGGCGUUUGGCAAAGGCUUUUUCCGGAUUCCGGAUAAUUUCCGGAUUCUGGUUUUCAGCAAACCUGGCAAACUGUAUCCAGCCCAAAAACUCAUUUCCACUAGCCCCAAAAAUAUUUUGACUGAGCAUUGAUUAUAGUUCUUCUGUAAUAAGAAUUCCCGAAAAAAACAUUCACUAGUCGAUUGGGCAAGUUAAGUACAGAACUUGCUAGCCCAAUAACAAAAUCACUAGCCCCAGGCUAUUGGACACUACUUUCUUUGUAAGCUCUGCAAGGCGUGGUGACUUAGCUGCUUGGGCAAUGUAGAGCUGGAGAAAAUAGCAGAAGAAUUCACACAUUAUAUGAAGACCAAAUGGCCCGACAUACCUCAAAAACGUAGCUAAAACGGGCAUCAAUACCAGCUGCCAAGUGAAUAUGAAACUGCCGCAGUGGAACGGAACGGGGGAAAGAACUUUAUGUCAAGCCAUCAUAGUCGUCCAUAUAAUUUGCCUCACUUACUAUCUUGACCUGCUCCGCUUACUAGAGAUGCUUUGCGUGCUUGAGGUGCUUAGCUUACUUGAGGUGCUUUGUUUACUUGAGGUGCUUUGCUUACUUCAGGUGCUUUGCUUUCUUUGGGUGCUUUGCUUGGGCGGCCAGUUCUGUCUUUAGCAAGCGCCCUGAGUGUUCAUCACUCCUCGACAUGGAAUAGCUUUCUAUGGAUAGUUAAAAAGGAUGUUCCAAAUAAUGGAAGAAGACAAUGAUCUCUUAGUGAAGAGAAAAAAAGGAAGCCCACACUAAUUGGAGUGACGUCAGCAGAUGUUCACAUGAUAUGACAUGGAUCUUUAAUUGAGUUGGGGUAAUUGAGCAACUUCGAGGUGCGCCAACAAGAACAUCACUCAUGAAUCUGCGCUGUUUUGAACUUCAUCGUAAUCACCACCUUGGUCAAUUUAGGGAAUUAUGGCAUUUGUUCUUAUUUGUUUUGUCCUUUGUCUUGUUUAUUUGUUGCGCAGUCGUUGUGCGGAAGCACCUCAAGUAACCGAAGCAAGCAAAGCAUCUCAAGUGAGCAAAGCAUGUCAAGUAAGCAAAGCAUCUCAAGUAAGCAAAGCACCUCGGGCAAGGAGAGCAUCUCAAGUAAGCAAAGUACUGUAAGUAAGGAAAGUACCUCGAGCAAGCAAAGCAUCUCAAGCAAGCAAAGCAUUUCAAGCAAGGAUGCAGGCAAAUGAUAUGGAUGACUAUAUGAUGGCUUGACAUGUGACAUGUUGACACGCGCUUUUAUCGAAUGGUGGUGGUCACUCUAAAGUCAUUGCAUUUUCUUUAGACUGCACAAAAGUCCGUAUUUUUGCGUAUUCAAGUACGCGCGAGCAGUCAAACAAAAGGUCUUGAGCGAGGCUGAAAACAAGAGCGAGACUGGGGAGAGACGCUAAAAAUACGUAGGGCAUGUGAGGCACGCGCACUUGGCGCGUGGGUGAAUCUUACGCAACGUUAAACCGCUUUUGAGAAGAAAAAAACGACUGUAUUGCAGUUUACGUUUUCCUGUGUGUUUCUCUUUUCUUGACCAAGAACAUCCCCCUCAAAUGUUAAAACUUGAUACCUAAAUGAAAUUUGUAUUUGUUGUUCAAAGGUCUGUCAGUUUUUGUAAACUGGCAGGCGCCUGUGAAAUUUUUCAUUUUAUAAAUCAAAAUUUCCGUUACGAAUUUGCAUCCCACACGCAAGAGUGCAGUGUACAGCUGUAUAGCGACUAGACGUGCCCACUUGACAAGCCACGGAGUGCCGAAAAUCAGGAAACAAAGAAAAUAUCAUGCGCACUCUAAAUCUAAAUGAUCUGUUUUAGCCCCCCAAAAUGGGGCCCUUUCGGUGAGUUCAGAGUAAGGGUUGAUUUGGACCUAUGGGUAGAAAUGAGCGUGGGCCGGAAUAGGUAUUUGAUGGGGCUGUUUUGGCUUAAAUUUUGCUCAAAUGGUCCCAGGAAAGGCUGAAUUGGCACUUUGAGGCUGAAACGGUGUUGUUGUUUUUUAAUUUUCAAAAUGUUUUUUUCGACUUAAAGAAGGAAGAACGAAGAAGGAAGACUAUUUUGGCUAGCCGAAAUAUUGCGAAAAUUAAAAAUAUACUUUGUUUAAAAAAUUCUGCAGUAUUUCCAGCGUUUAUAAGUAAUAUUUGGAUUGAUUAGUGUUAUUUAUAGAUCCAACAUUAACAUCAACAUCAUCCUUGCUUGCGGCUUUUGCUGUCCACGUAUUUGAAAAAUUCGUGUCCUGAUACAAAGCGAAAAAAACUAGGAGUGAAGGCCCAGCGAAAAGAGGAGAAAUUUCUAUAACCGCGAAGCACGUAAUAAAAAGUAUAUGCGUUUUUUUUUUGUAAGAAUGCCUUAUUUUAUGGCCGAUGCUUUAUGUUUUUUGUAAAAGCAUUCUUCGCGACAUUUUGUCAAAUUCUUGUUUCUAUUUUGUUCUGCAAUGCAUGUACAUAAUUAUCUUCGUGAAAUUAACGGAAAGCUCAAAAUAUUUUUGGGUUAAUUUUUUCCAAAAAUAUACACAACAAAGAAGUGAGAGGAAACUACAAAGGUUUAAGAAUACAAAUGACCAACUUGAUCAAUAUGUAUAAACCGUCAGAAACUCCAUUUAUUUCAGCCCCAACGUUCCUACUCAGAGGAUCUAACAUUGCACAUCUCCAAACCCCAACUUCUUCCCCUUGAUUCUUGUGUUCACAAUAUUCGUAGGAGAGCGAACCUAUAGUUAUUUAUUUGGUAUUGCGGUUUUCUAUUUUAGGAAUGUACCUAGUAGCGAAAUUUCAGCAAGUAUUUCACGCCAGUUGAAUCCUCAUUGGCUGUUCACAGCGUUUAUGGAAUCAAUUGAUUUUGAUCAGUCGCUCCUGCUUGAUCUUCUUAUUUCUUCGGAAACGAGAUUCCUCGAGUACCUUCUAAAGUACCUCCACUUCGUAAUUAGCGACUGGAAGGCAUUUAUUCAGUGCCUGGAGAGCUAUAAGGGAAAUGCUAAUUACCACGAGGUAGAAGCUACGGGAGAAGAUUUCAUCAGCUUGGACCAAAAGCAAUUGGAGUCGGUUUUUGGUCUUUCAAAUGAUCAAGUGGCGGAGGAAAACAGGCAAUCAUUUUGUAGGAAACAGAAUAAACCAGCUGCAGAAGACGGUGUUGUUUUGAAGAACAAAGAAAUUUCAGUCUCUGGGGAAUCUUCCUUAAACACUGACAUUAAUGGAAGUUUUAUCAGCUCCCAAAAGCCCGGAAGAAAACGGGGCGCGUCUCGCGGGCACGUUUCCGACGCUGUGUACAGCUCGGAAAUCUCCAACCAACCCAUUUGUGGUGUUCCGAAGAAGAAAAAUCAAAGAAAAGUUGGUGAAAUAAUUGGCUUGAAAGGCAUUGCCAUGGCGUACUCUUCAAGCGAUGAGUCGGACGUGGAAGUUGAAGAUAAUGGCGAGGAUGCUGGAUCUCCCAUUCAAGUAAAUGCGUUCAACAAGAACACAAGCGCAUCUUGCCUGCAUUCUCAAACAACAACAUCUCUUUCACUGGAUGACGGAAACCUGAGUGUAGGCACAUUUGAUAGUCAACCGGAGCGCGAAAACACUCCGACAUCAACUGUUUUAUUAUCUGAGAAUUUAGACAAGAUCAUGACAAUGUUGAUUCGGCUGAGGAUCACCAUAACAAGACUCUCAAAGACCGGCCAUUUUCCUUAUUGUGCUUCUCCAUUAUUAUCGCUAAUGGAGACUGUUGAAAAAACUUACGACGGCUGUUAA
Molecule: messenger RNA, 8194 nt
Organism: Porites lobata
Lineage: Eukaryota; Metazoa; Cnidaria; Anthozoa; Scleractinia; Poritidae
Source: the annotation of a GenBank genome assembly